This is a messenger RNA of Bradysia coprophila, 1772 nucleotides long. RefSeq lists its product as uncharacterized. Lineage: Eukaryota; Metazoa; Arthropoda; Insecta; Diptera; Sciaridae. Gene Ontology annotation, cellular component: PET complex. The record is from RefSeq and is a predicted model, not a curated record. Gene Ontology annotation, molecular function: nucleic acid binding. Gene Ontology annotation, biological process: piRNA processing.
UUUCUCUUGCUUUUUGUUUACAUUUACAAAAGGUCAUUUCUGAACGCACUUCAAGUAAAAGUGAUCAUUUAAAUUCGUGAUUUUCACCAACAAAAGCAUAUUUUCAACAUGGCAUCAGAUUUAAAUCAAGUAAAAGUCGGUCAGCAAGUUGUUCUAACCAUCGGAGACAAUGGAAGACUUGAAGGUGAUUAUUUCGGUAGAGUUUGCGUCAUCAACAAGGAAAAGACUCGUAUUCACUUGAAAGACAUUGAAUAUGGCCCAGCCCAGCAAAAGCUGUCUGGAACCAAACUGUUUUUCUUGCCGGAGAUAUUAGCGGUAAAAAUUAUUUCCGAUGUUGAGGACGACGACAGCGGAAAUGAACGAACCGAAGCUACGUCAGAAGAUCGGAUAAAAUUCGAAUUGAAUGUCAGACAGAAGGAAAAAAUCCAGAGUCUGAUUAGAAACCGUUGUAUGAUAGAAACUGUUGGCGACGAAUACGACAAAGCGCUGGAGGACAUUUCCCAUUAUUAUUUUGUGGGAUUAACAGCUCAAGUUGGAGAUGGUGAAUCCGGAUACGUCAUUUGCAGCACUCCACACAAAAUUUAUGGCUUUAAUAUCACAACAAUUGGAGGUAUAAAUGGCAAAUUCAAGGAAUGGUUCGAGUCAGACACAUACACGAAGGUUGUACGCAGCGCGAACACCUUGGAAGAAAAUCUGUUUUACUGCCAUGAAAUCAAUGUUAGAGGCGUAUUUGACACGAAUGCUGUGCAUAGAAUGCUCGAAUCGCGCGUCGAACUACCGUUAGAGUUGGUAGAAGAAAUGGACUGUAGUAACGGUCGUUGUCGUGUGGACACACUGAUCGAACGUACUUCAAUUCUUCUUAAGCUCCAUGAUUUCUUAACGGAGCACCUGUUAACGAAUGCAUACCAAUUGUUUCAACUGAAUAUGGAUUAUUUCCGGAGUAUGGCCUCAAUUGAUUUGCAACUGUAUUACCGUCGUGGAAAAUCAAUUGUAAAUGGUCAACAUGCAGGCAAUGUUCAAUUAAAUGAUCACAAACUUCUACACGAAGAGCCAAUUUUAUUCAAAAUACCUUUAGAUUGUGGGUUUUGAUGUGACCAAACCAAACAACAAAUUAUAGACCCAAAAUUAUGAAAUAUUGUGAAAAAUAUGUCGUGUCGUCCAUCGAAAACAAAAGAAAUUUUUUUGAGCUGGGAUGGUCAACAUCCGAUAAUACGAAAUCGUCGUUAUGUUUUUCGUUAAUCCCCACAGUAAGUGAGUGCGUUUCCUUCCGGGCAUUAAAAUCUGCGGAAAUCCCUGCAGUCCGAGAACCACCGGGUUCUUCAAGACCAGACGGAAAAAAACCUGACGGAAUGGCGUUAAUUCCUUGGGCAAGAGGCAAAUCAGCGCUGUGUGAUUUCACAUGUCGUGACACUUUCGCACAAUCGUAUUUGAACAAAACGUCACAACAAGCGGGCCAUGCAACGAAUCAAGCAGAAACAAAGAAAAUUGACCACUACAGUGACCUAGCAGAUCGUUUUAUUUUUAUUACUGUCGCCACUGAAACGUCUGGAGUGUUUGGUGAUACUGGUUUGAGAUUCAUUAAACAAAUUGGCAGCAAAAUUGCAGAGGUCACAAAUGAAAAAUGUUCGACGUCAUAUCUUAUACAACGUUUAAGUGUAGCCAUCCAAAAAGGUAAUGCGGCGUCAAUCAUGGGAACAAUACCUCCAUCCAAGAAUUUGAAGGAAAUAUUUUAUUUAUAAAAACAAUGAUGUAAAUCAGAAUAAUAAAUUUGA